Molecule: messenger RNA, 1991 nt
Organism: Daphnia pulex (common water flea)
Lineage: Eukaryota; Metazoa; Arthropoda; Branchiopoda; Diplostraca; Daphniidae
Exons: 7
Coding region: 424-1635 (403 amino acids)
Source: RefSeq, a predicted model, not a curated record
UCUACCAGUGGUAUUACAGCCUCCAGCAGCUUCUUCUUCUUCUUCUGCGUUCUUGUUUCUUGAUUUUCUUUCAGUCUUUGCUUCAUCUCUCCUGGUCUGCGGUCGCAGAGAACUUAUUCGGCUCAGUUAGUCAACGACUGCCGUUCAAAGUGCACAGGGGAUUUGCUUCCAUCCGACACGACACGGGCCACAACACCGGUCAACAUUUCAACUAAUUCAGCUCGGGAAAACGGAAGGUUUUCAUCGAUCGACUCCGGGCGGAACCGACCAACCGACCGACCGACCGCCUUGAAGCAAACGCCAACCAACAACCAGAAGGCAGGACAUUAGCGAGCGAAAAGCGAGUCAACUGUUAUAGACUUUUUAUACUCCAUCGAUAAGGGCAUUAAAUCAAAGAAGAAAGGAAACGACGACGACGUGGCCAUGGAGGCGGAAGCGGGACAAGUGGGCAGGAUCGGUUGCCUGCUGGUGAUGAUCCUUGUGCUGUGCGCUGCCGGAAUCGAAACAGCGUCCGGGCACCGUCACCACGUCAGUAAUAGCAACCACAGCCAUCAUCAGCAAGGGGGCAUCGCCAGCAAAUCCCGGCCGUUGACCAAAACCGAUUCGUCGAUCAAUCAACAACAUCAAGGCCCCAUGAUGACAAUCAAGAGUCUGGCCAGUUCUGGGACGGGCGAGAGAAGAGUCCGAAAGAGGAGCAAAUGGUUACAGUCGACGACGUCGUCGGCGCCAUCAUCUUCGUCAUCGUCGAUGAGUCAUCACUUUAACAAGGAUAGCACGUUUCUCAAGCGUAUCGUGACCGAAGUGAUAGCCGAGCGAGACGCCCAGAUAGCCGCCGCCCUCUUUGAGGUGGCCAAAAACCAACCUCACCUUCAAAUGAUGGUCCAAACGUUAGGUGAACUGAGCCAGAGCAAUCAACGGCUGGAAUUAUCAUCCACUAGACUUGAUGAAACCCAAAGAAGACUCGACAGCCGCCUAGGUGUCAUCAGCGAAAAGAUGACGCUGCUCGAGACGCGACUCGGCCAGACGGAGCGACGAAUCGAGCGUGAAAUGACCCAAAUCCACAGCAAAAUGGACGACGUGUUUCGCAGCAUCCCGGAUAAGUCCCCUGAAGCAUUGAUGAGAGGAAUGAAACAGAUCCAGGAUCAGCUCAACGUGAUCGAAGAGAUCCUUCUGGAAAGGAGUCCGGCAUCCAAUCAGAUCCGCGGUAAAAAUCGACACCAACAUAACGGCAAAGCAAACCAAGGACCCUCUUCGGUGGAGUUACAGAAAGUUGGAAAUAGCCUGUCGCAAGCUAUCGCUGCAGCACACCUCGAUCUCGGCCGAGCGAUCCGUGAAGCCGAGAGUAACUUGGAUCACCAGCUCUCCAUGCUGGCCAGCGACAAUGGCGUGUUUUCGUGUGCCAUCUCCAAACUCUUGGACCGUGACGCGAUUCUCUUCCAUCAACGGGCCAGUCAAGUUGGAUCGGCCGCCGAGGAACUGCUUUUGGCGCCACUCCAGUCUGUUGACAUCGAUCCGGCUGGCAACCUGACUCUAGGACGUCAACUCUUGGAGGGCAACAGCAUCCAAACGGCCGAUCUUCUGACUUUUGACCAGCUGGCCAACAAUUCCACCAAGUGCCUUCUCAAGUGCCCUUAAAAGAAAUCAAUCCACCAUGUUUCAACUUAGAUAUCUCUCCCCGACCCCACCCCACCCUCACAUCCUUCCGCCUUUUCAUAUAGGCAAGAAUCUACCAACUUGUUCAUCAUUAGAAACUCACGUAACUACUCACACAAAAAUGUCAUUUCGCCCUCUCUUCCCACCGUGCAAACGAUAAUGUAACAAACAUAUUUUAUAAUGGAGAAUUCAUGUGCACUGAAAUCUCAGUUCAUCGAUUGUAUCAGCAAUUCCUUUACUCUCUCUCUCUCUCUUCCUUCUUCCUCUUUCUUUUGUCAUCUCUCUCUCAAGUUGCCUACAGAGAGUUCAAAAAUAAACCGAAUUGAUUUCGUGCCUUA